This is a messenger RNA of Gilbertella persicaria, 2571 nucleotides long. RefSeq lists its product as uncharacterized. Lineage: Eukaryota; Fungi; Mucoromycota; Mucoromycetes; Mucorales; Choanephoraceae. The record is from RefSeq and is a predicted model, not a curated record. Gene Ontology annotation, cellular component: plasma membrane. Bases 1 to 2571 code for a protein of 856 amino acids. Gene Ontology annotation, biological process: monoatomic anion transport; transmembrane transport. The transcript has 5 exons. Gene Ontology annotation, molecular function: calcium ion binding; mechanosensitive monoatomic ion channel activity.
AUGUCAAAAGAUGAAUUAAAAUAUGACAGUACGCCUUAUUCCAGUCGUCCUGUGUCUGAUGAUGAAGAUGGAGGGCAACAACGCUUCGGAGAUGAAGGCAACACAAGUGAAGACUUCAAUUGGGAAGAAGAUGACCCAGAGGACUUUCACGGGGAAGACGAAAAAGGGGUUCCUCAAAAGAGUUCAAUCAGUUUCUUUUUUCUGUCUCGUAGUUCAUCUUUAAUUUCAUGGAUCAUCUUUAUCUUCCUCACAUUGGCUUCUGUGGCUGUCUGUGUGGUUAUUUUUGUCAAAGUCAAACCACAAACAGAUCCUACCUUGACAUCGUACAAUUUAGCCCUUUGGUUUACAUUUAUUGCUUUCAUGUUCUGUAUCUCAUUUGUCACUCAAUGUGUCGUGGAGAUCGUUCCUUGGAUCGUCAAGAACAUAGCUUCCAUCUUCUUUCCUCGAAAGACAGAAGUCUUAAAAGCAAGACUAUCGUAUUAUAUGGCGCUGCGAUUAUAUACCAAGUUAGUAGGCAUUGGCGCCUGGGCAUGGGGCUCAUGGGCCUUUCUUCGUUGGCAUAUUGAAGGACCAGAAUAUGCAUCUCGACCCGUCUAUGUGGCUACACUUGAGCGAGUCAUGGAAUGUUUCUUUUUGCUCAUGUUGUUUCUUUUUAUCGAAAAAUUCAUUUUGCAACUGAUCGUUACUUCCUUUCACAAAAAAGCGUAUGGUGACCGCCUGGUGAAAAACGAAAGAGCACUUCGCAUCCUGGAUAAACUGAAACGUGUCAAACGCACCAUGCCUCAAGACUUUUUAUUAAAGCGUAUCAAGAAAACAGCUAACAAGCAGCGCAACCCACUUCAGACGCAAAAAAGCAAUGAAGGAAGUGAAUAUGGGUUUCCGGUUUAUGGCCAACAUAAGAAAUUCAAGACAAAACCCAUCAUAAGUACCAAUCCAAGUACACCCGUCAAUGAAGAAGCAACAACAAAACAAAAUGUGAGAUUUCCUCCGACGCAAGAUAUGGACACAUUGAUUCCCAUCCCACCAUUGAAUGAGAGAAACAAUAGUCAUAUUUCGGUGGAACAGCCUUCUCAGGUGAACAAAACAAAACAAGAAAAAUCAAGUUAUUUAAACAACAUUCGACAACGAAUGAAGCGUCAUCAAGAACGUCAAACAAUCGAACAAAAAAACGAAAUUGCAGAUGAGCAAGAAGAAAUCAAAUCUGAACGUCGUCUUGAAAACUACGAGCAAGAACAAAACCCAGGUCGGUAUCCUUUAAAGAGGGCCAAUACAGGCGUGUCCACUUUCAGUUCAGCGAACAGCAGUAUCCUCGAUGCUUCCUUUUUUAAUACCUGGAGUCUCAAAGACGGAUACCAGCGUCUAUUCAAAGAAUCGAUUUUGCAACAAGAUGCUAUUCAUCAAGCCAAGAUAUUGGCUCGUAGUAUUUACCAUAAUGUCAUGGGUCCAAAUCCUGUUCGUCAAUACAUGAUUGAAUCUGAUCUUUAUGAAUUCUUCAAGACCAUCAGUGAAGCAAAAGAAGCCUUUAGCUUGUUUGACACUGAUACCAAUGGCGAUAUUAGCAAGCGCGAAAUGCGUGCCGGCUGUAUUCGUAUCUAUCGUGAACGUAAGGAUUUAGCUAGAUCUAUGCGUGAUAUGUCUCAAGUCACUGGAACACUGGACAUCAUUUUGUUGAUUGUGUUUGCAUGUAUAUGGGCUGUGGUGGUGAUGGCGGUAUUUGGCGUGAAUGUGGGCACACAAUUGACGCCCUUAUGGAGUGCUUUUAUUGCUGCUAGUUUUAUCUUUGGUAACAGUGCAAAAGAUGCAUUUGAAUCUAUUCUUUUUGUUUUUGUGACACAUCCAUUUGAUACUGGAGAUCGUGUGUUUAUUGAUACUGAAAACUGGACAGUUGCAAGUGUGGGCCUUAUGGUGACAACCUUCUUAAAAUGGUCUGGCGAUGUUGUCUAUGUUAAAAACACAGUAUUGGCAACCAAAUACAUUAUCAAUUGUCGUCGAACAGGCAAUACGACAGAAGCAUUCGAUAUUCAAAUUUCGUAUCAUACACCUACUUGGAAGAUUCAAGCACUUGGUGACCAUAUGGUCAAAUGGGCCAAUGAAUAUCCCAAGCUCUACACACCUAAUUCUACCGGUGUCAAUAUCAUUAAUCUCGAAAACCUGAAUCGAAUCACACUCACUUUUUACUUUGAACAUAGUAACAAUUUCCAAGAUGCUGGUGGCCGUUGGUUGCGCCACAACAACUUUAUGAUGGAACUUAAGGAUGAACUGCAACGUCUCUGUAUUACUUAUACUCAACCUGACCAACCUGUCAUUCAUGCCUAUCCCAAUGCUGAAGGAGAUGAUGAUGAUGCAAGCAUAAUUAAGGCACAAAAAGAGCGUUAUGAAGAAGGUGAAGAACGACUAAGAAGACGCUAUACUGCUUCAAAGCCAUAUGAAAACAUUACUUCUAAAUACCAGAACCAAGCUGAUUCAAAUGGAACCAGUGGAGGAGGCGACGGUGUUAAUGGUGAUGGUGUUGAUAGUAGUACCGCUGCUGCCUCUGCUGCCACUGUUGUUUUUACAACAGGAGCCAUCUAA